Molecule: messenger RNA, 2514 nt
Organism: Rangifer tarandus platyrhynchus (Svalbard reindeer)
Lineage: Eukaryota; Metazoa; Chordata; Mammalia; Artiodactyla; Cervidae
Source: the annotation of a GenBank genome assembly
AUGGAGCCGGCAGCCGGCACUCCCGGCCCGCUGAUCAUGAACAACAAGCAGCCUCAGCCGCCGCCACCUCCGCCGCCUGCAACCGCGCAGCCUCCACCUGGGGCACCGCGGACCGCCGGAGGCCUCCUGCCUGGUGGCAAAGCCCGAGAGUUCAACCGCAACCAGAGAAAAGACUCGGAGGGCUAUUCUGAGUCUCCAGACCUGGAGUUUGAGUAUGCUGACACAGACAAGUGGGCUGCUGAGCUCUCGGAGCUCUACAGCUACACAGAAGGACCAGAAUUCCUGAUGAAUCGAAAAUGCUUUGAGGAGGACUUCCGGAUGCACGUGACAGAUCGGAAGUGGACCGAGCUGGACACCAACCAGCACCGCACCCACGCCAUGAGGCUCCUGGACGGCCUGGAGGUCACUGCCAGGGAGAAGAGGCUCAAGGUGGCUCGGGCGAUCCUCUACGUUGCCCAAGGCACCUUUGGGGAGUGCAGCUCAGAGGCCGAGGUUCAGUCCUGGAUGCGCUACAACACCUUUCUGCUCUUGGAGGUGGGCACCUUCAACGCUCUGGUGGAGCUUCUGAACAUGGAAAUAGACAACAGUGCUGCCUGCAGCAGUGCGGUGAGGAAGCCAGCCAUCUCUCUGGCUGACAGCACGGACCUGAGGGUCUUGCUCAACAUCAUGUACCUGAUUGUGGAGACCGUUCACCAGGAGUGUGAGGGUGAUAAGGCCGAGUGGAGGACAAUGCGACAGACCUUCAGGGCUGAGCUGGGUUCCCCGCUGUACAGCAGUGAGCCAUUUGCCAUCAUGCUGUUUGGGAUGGUGACCAAAUUUUGCAGUGGCCAUGCACCUCACUUCCCCAUGAAAAAGGUUCUCUUGCUGCUUUGGAAGACAGUGUUGUGCACUCUGGGCGGCUUUGAGGAGCUGCAGAGCAUGAAGGCCGAGAAGCGCGCUCUCCUGGGGCUCCCCCCACUGCCUGAGGACAGCAUCAAGGUCAUCCGCAACAUGAGGGCUGCCUCACCCCCAGCCUCUGCCUCUGACCUGAUUGAGCAGCAGCAGAAACGGGGCCGUCGGGAGCAUAAGGCACUCAUAAAGCAGGACAACUUGGAUGCCUUCAACGAGCGGGAUCCCUACAAGGCUGAUGACUCUCGAGAGGAGGAGGAGGAGAAUGAUGACGACAACAGUCUAGAGGGGGAGACGUUCCCCCUUGAGCGGGAUGAGGUCAUGCCUCCCCCACUGCAGCACCCCCAGACCGACAGGCUGACCUGCCCAAAGGGGCUCCCGUGGGCUCCCAAGGUCAGGGAGAAAGACAUUGAGAUGUUCCUUGAGUCCAGCCGCAGCAAGUUCAUAGGUUACACUCUGGGCAGUGACACGAACACAGUGGUGGGGCUGCCCAGGCCAAUCCACGAAAGCAUAAAGACUCUGAAACAGCACAAGUACACGUCAAUCGCAGAGGUCCAGGCACAGAUGGAGGAGGAGUACCUUCGCUCUCCUCUCUCGGGGGGAGAAGAGGAAGUCGAACAGGUCCCUGCAGAAACUCUCUACCAAGGCUUGCUCCCCAGCCUGCCACAGUACAUGAUAGCGCUGCUGAAGAUCCUGCUGGCCGCAGCUCCCACCUCCAAGGCCAAAACAGACUCGAUCAACAUCCUAGCUGACGUCCUGCCUGAGGAGAUGCCCACCACAGUGCUACAGAGCAUGAAGCUGGGAGUGGAUGUGAACCGCCACAAAGAGGUCAUCGUUAAGGCCAUUUCUGCCGUGCUGCUGCUGUUGCUCAAGCACUUCAAGCUGAACCACGUCUAUCAGUUUGAGUACAUGGCCCAGCACCUGGUGUUUGCCAACUGCAUCCCUUUGAUCCUAAAGUUCUUCAAUCAAAACAUUAUGUCCUACAUCACUGCCAAGAACAGCAUCUCUGUCUUGGACUACCCUCACUGCGUGGUGCAUGAGCUGCCAGAGCUGACUGCUGAGAGUCUGGAAGCAGGUGACAAUAACCAGUUUUGCUGGAGAAACCUCUUUUCUUGUAUUAAUCUGCUUCGGAUCUUGAACAAACUGACAAAAUGGAAGCAUUCAAGGACAAUGAUGCUGGUGGUGUUCAAGUCGGCCCCUAUCCUGAAGCGGGCCCUGAAGGUGAAACAGGCCAUGAUGCAGCUGUACGUGCUGAAGCUGCUCAAGGUGCAGACCAAGUAUCUGGGACGGCAGUGGCGGAAGAGCAACAUGAAGACCAUGUCUGCCAUCUACCAGAAGGUGCGGCACCGGCUCAACGACGACUGGGCCUACGGCAACGAUCUCGAUGCCCGGCCUUGGGACUUCCAGGCAGAGGAGUGUGCCCUCCGUGCCAACAUCGAGCGCUUCAACGCCCGGCGCUAUGAUCGGGCCCACAGCAACCCUGACUUUCUGCCUGUGGAUAACUGCCUGCAAAGUGUCCUGGGCCAGCGGGUGGACCUCCCUGAGGACUUCCAGAUGAACUAUGACCUCUGGUUAGAAAGGGAGGUCUUCUCCAAGCCCAUUUCCUGGGAAGAGCUACUGCAGUGA